AUGACCUCUACUACCUCCAACACAGUUGCCAAGCCCCGCCCUGCCUCAGAGGGAUUGCUCAAUGAGAAAUGGGACCACUGCCUUGCGAAUCUCUUGGUGAAGUCUACCCUCGGUGCCGGAUUCGGUAUCAUCUUCUCAGUCCUUCUAUUCAAGCGCCGCGCUUUCCCCGCCUGGGUUGGUCUUGGAUUCGGCGCUGGUAGAGGAUACGCUGAGUGUGACCGGGAGUUCAAAGAUGGUGUCUUUCUGCGUGUUUUAAGGAUGCCCGUUAACAUCGGAGGAGGUGUUCUUUUUCAUGCUUAA
Morchella importuna is the source of this 300-nucleotide messenger RNA. RefSeq lists its product as uncharacterized. Bases 1 to 300 code for a protein of 99 amino acids. The record is from RefSeq and is a predicted model, not a curated record. NCBI's taxonomy places the organism in Eukaryota, Fungi, Ascomycota, Pezizomycetes, Pezizales, Morchellaceae. The transcript has 4 exons. Gene Ontology annotation, cellular component: MICOS complex; mitochondrial inner membrane; mitochondrion.